Messenger RNA from Owenia fusiformis, 1830 nucleotides. The record is from the annotation of a GenBank genome assembly. Lineage: Eukaryota; Metazoa; Annelida; Polychaeta; Sabellida; Oweniidae.
GUUGCGCGCGCAUAUUUAAUGGAAGCUGGAAAAAAUGGAGCUCCGUAAAUAAUCACCAUUAUCACCUAUUUUAUAAGUAUCUCAGAGUCAUACUAGUCUCAAACAUACAUAUAAACAUUACACAAUACCUGGAUAUAUAUUUAUGCUGGAUAUUUCCACGGACAUUAUCUAGGUGAGUCAACUAAAUCAAGUUGAAAUUUCAACAUGGAUUCAUUAGAUUUUGACAUGGUUGAAAGAACCCUCCAUAAGCUAGUUGAAGAGUCAACUGAAACUAUUAUGAUUGAAAUAGAUCAAGAUUAUACAGAUUCUGAAUUGGAUGUUAUACGUGAGAGAUUCUUUGAGAUGGCUCAGUCUAGAGUUUUGGAAACGUGUGCUGCUUUGUUUGGCCCGCUUGCACAACGGGAACAAAAUCAGUUACCGUCAAAAUUAAAACCCGUGAGACGCACUGGUAGCAAUAGAAAGUUGAUGCUUUCUAAGGACAUAUGUGACCUAUAUCUUUACGUCAAUGAACAUUUGGACGAUUUCCCACGUUCAGUGUUGAGCUCGGUAUCGUUUCUUCCCGAUGUAAAAAAGGCAAAACGACAAGCAGUGGACACAAAAGCUAAAUCGGAACAACGGGACCAUAUAAUUCGCCUGGAGUCGAAAGUUAGACAACUGAAUACCAAGAUCGUGGAGGUGGAAUCAGAAUGUAAUAAAGUUAUUACUACCCAGAGAAAGCGAAUAGAAGUUUUAGAGACUGAGGUGAGCAAUAUGUCAACUAUUCUUGACCAGAUCUUACUAUCGAUAAAUGUACCCAAGUCACCUACUAAGCCGGUAAUUGGGCCUAAUAAUAACAGUGUAUUGGAAACCGAGAGUACUCCUGAAAAGUCGGUCAACCCAUUGAGUACAGACACAAACAUUGUAAUUAUUGCAGAUAAGUCCCCUAAGGAAUUUGUCACUCAAACGGGGUCAAUAAUUGGUGCUAAACAUCAAAAUGUAAACAAAGCCAGUCCGGCGGACGACGAGACACGAACGGAACCUGUUCAGUUCGUACCUACAUACAGUACGGCCGUCAAACUUGGCACCAACGCUCCUGCUGCUAAACGGCACGCUGAGCCACCCACGCGGCCCCAUCUCAACAAGGCUACCUCAUUUCCGAAAUCUGCUAGGAAUACUACAAAGCCCCUCAGUGGCCUGAAAUUUGAGCGAUCGAGGACACUCUACGUCAGCAACAUUCGAAUGGAUUUCGAUGACACUGACACAGAUAUUGAGGAUCGUGUUAAGCGCCAUGUGUCUUCCUUCAAUGUAAAUAUCGUCAAAAUCAAUGUCAUUCAUAACCGCUUCAACAAGUUCAGAGUUGGAUGUAAAAUCGAUGUGCCGGAAUCGAAUGUUGAUGAUGCCAUGGAUAGUGAAAAUUGGCCUGAUCCAAUCGAAGUACGUAUCUGGACCCGUUUCAAGAAUCGCGGUCAAUACACGGACAGCCAUCCACGAUAUGAUCAGCACCAGCGAGAUGGAGCUACGCGUACUGAACCAGGAGCUACAGUAAAUCGCACCAACCGCCAUCCUCGUGAUAAUUACCGCCAAAACUCUGAUGAUCAUGACUAUCACUCGUAUCCACGUCCUGAUUAUGACUGCGAUAGCAAUGGCGAUCGCUACGACGACGAUGAUCGUCAGCCUGUGGAUCGCAAUAGUGUACGUAACUCUUAUGACAAUGACAACACACGUUAUUCACGAGUCGGGGGUACUUAUAAUGACUAUGAUGAAGAUGCAUGGGAUCACCGUCUGCAAGACAAUAGUCACAAAUAUUUCACACGAUACCCCGUGAGCACGGAGUACACUGACCAUUCUUAA